Messenger RNA from Cyprinodon variegatus (sheepshead minnow), 2557 nucleotides. RefSeq names its product K(lysine) acetyltransferase 7 (gene kat7b). The transcript has 14 exons. Gene Ontology annotation, biological process: regulation of DNA-templated transcription. Bases 158 to 1825 code for a protein of 555 amino acids. The record is from RefSeq and is a predicted model, not a curated record. Gene Ontology annotation, molecular function: histone acetyltransferase activity; zinc ion binding. Gene Ontology annotation, cellular component: nucleus. NCBI's taxonomy places the organism in Eukaryota, Metazoa, Chordata, Actinopteri, Cyprinodontiformes, Cyprinodontidae.
UCUGAGUAGGAAUGUGGCGCCAGACUACCCGGGCAAACACAAAUUCAUUACAAUUAUCAUAGAAUAGAGUCUCCUGUCCCGUGUUCUGUCGUUAAAAAAUAAGGGAACUGUGCUUGUUACAACAACCCCCGUCAAAACAGCGCUAAUCAAAGAAGACAUGCCGCGCACACGACAGAGGCCUUUAACUGGGAGUGUCUCUGAUGGAACUGAAGACUCUGAUUCUUCAGCUGAAAGAGAACAGACCAACAGUUCGGAGAGCGAUGGAAACAUGCCUAAGAGACAACGCCUCACCAGAGCUUCUACUCGCCUCAGCCAGAGCUCUCAGGAUACUCCGGAUUUGAAGCGUGCUGCGGACCAGGAUGAAUCUCCACCACUCACACCCACUGGGAAUGCUCCCUCCUCUGAGUCAGAGCUGGAUAUUUCCAGCCCCAAUGCCUCCCAUGAUGAGAGCCAGUCCAAAGAUCAGCCUAGCAGAGACUCGGAUAAGGAUCUGUCCCAUCGUCCCAAGCGCCGGCGCUGUCAUGAAACAUACAACUUCAACAUGAAAUGCCCAACCCCCGGGUGUAAUUCCCUUGGCCACCUCACUGGGAAACAUGAGCGCCAUUUCGCUAUAUCAGGGUGUCCUCUUUACCACAAUCUCUCUGCUGAUGAGUGCAAGGUGAAAGCUGUUAGCCGUGAGAAACAAGAUGAGGAAUUGAAGACGCAGGAUGAAGGCAAUUCACGCCAUGCAACUCGCCACCAGACGCCAACUCCAAAACAGAGUAGAUACAAGGAGCAGGUUGCUGAGAUGAGGAAGGGAAGGAACUCUGGCCUACAGAAGGAGCAGAAGGAAAAGCACAUGGAGCAUCGGCAGACCUACGCCAACACCAGAGAGCCUCUGCUUGAGAACAUCACCAGCGAUUACGACCUGGAGCUCUUCAGAAAAGCUCAGGCUCGCGCAUCUGAGGACCUGGAAAAGCUGCGUAUCCAGGGUCAGAUCACCGAGGGCAGCAACAUGAUCAAGACUAUAGUUUUUGGCCGUUUUGAGCUGGACACCUGGUACCAUUCGCCCUAUCCUGAGGAGUACGCUCGUCUUGGUCGCUUGUACGUCUGUGAAUUCUGCCUGAAGUACAUGAAGAGUCAGACCAUCCUCAGACGACACAUGGCCAAAUGUGUGUGGAAACAUCCACCAGGAGAUGAAGUCUACAGGAAGGGAUCUAUAUCCGUGUUUGAAGUAGACGGCAAAAAAAAUAAGAUUUACUGCCAGAACUUGUGUUUACUUGCCAAGCUGUUUUUGGACCAUAAGACCCUUUAUUACGACGUGGAGCCAUUUCUCUUCUACGUGAUGACCGAGGCCGACAACACGGGCUGCCAUCUAGUUGGUUAUUUUUCUAAGGAAAAGAAUUCCUUCCUGAACUACAAUGUGUCUUGUAUCCUGACAAUGCCGCAGUACAUGAGGCAGGGGUUUGGCAAGAUGCUCAUUGAUUUUAGUUACCUGCUGUCCAAAGUUGAGGAGAAGGUGGGCUCACCAGAGAGGCCUUUGUCUGACCUGGGGCUCAUCAGUUAUCGCAGCUACUGGAAGGAGGUUUUACUGAGAUACAUGCACAACUUUCAGGGCAAGGAGAUCUCCAUUAAAGAGAUCAGUCAGGAAACUGCAGUGAACCCCGUGGACAUUGUGAGCACCCUGCAGUCACUUCAGAUGCUGAAGUAUUGGAAGGGGAAGCACUUAGUUCUUAAACGACAGGACCUGAUUGAUGAGUGGAAAGCCAAGGAGAUCAAACGAGGUAACAGCAACAAAACUAUCGACCCAAGUUCUCUAAAAUGGACCCCUCCCAAAGGGACAUGAGCACAGGAUCCUCAGGCUACUAAAAAAACUAAACUUCACUACCAGCCUCGAAAACCACAAGUAGCCUAAGACCUUCGACUCGUCUACGAAGAUCAGUGUUACAUUUCUUUUACAUUUGUAUCCAGAUCAUUUCUUUUAUUUUCCUUUAUAUUUUAGCUUCAUGAGUUUAAGCAUUUAAAGCUAGAGAAAGCUGUCUUUGUUUUUUUAACAGGCCUUUGUCUUUGUUGUGAAUGUUAGAUGAACUGAACUAGUGCGGCGCAGAAACACAAAUGUUCUGCUUUGCUCACAAAGCGAUGGAAUACAUAAAGACAUUUGGAAGCAUUUCCAGGUUUCUUUUUUUAUUUCUUUCAAAUGUUGUGCAUCAUGAAGAUGGUUAUUCCUGUUUUGGCAUGAUCAAAAAAAAAAAAAAAGAAGCAGGGUUAAAUUUUUUACUAAAAAUAUUUUUUAUAGUCUUUGGCUGGUGUAAACGUUGUAUAGAUGUUUUGUUUUUCCCUUUAAGUCUAAUUAGUAUGAGAUGUGUAUCCAUUCCUUUAGGGGACCUGCCAAAUAAAUAACAUAAAAAAGAUGAGAUUUUUCAAUUUGCUAAAGUCAAAGUAACACAACCUCAGGUUUUUGUACAGCUGCAAUCAUACCUUGCUUGGACGGUUUCUCUGGAUCGUGGAUCUCCUCGGUUGUUACAUAAGGAAUCACUGCAUUAAGCGGCUCUGAAAUAAACAAAGCAUUUAAAUGGGA